Momordica charantia (bitter melon) is the source of this 1205-nucleotide messenger RNA. RefSeq lists its product as uncharacterized. Lineage: Eukaryota; Viridiplantae; Streptophyta; Magnoliopsida; Cucurbitales; Cucurbitaceae. The record is from RefSeq and is a predicted model, not a curated record.
GAGGCUCUGGGUUUCGGAUCCUGAAUCGAAGAAUCUCGCCCAACCCUACAUUAGAUAGAGGGAGAGAUUAAUGAGUAGAAGACGAACACGAUAACUGCGAAACCAGGGUCAUCAAUGGCGCUGCCGGCGUCGAUUCCGCUGCAUUCCUUAUCUCCCAAGUCCGGGAUUAUAUUGCURAAGUACAACUCCUUUCAGCUUAAUAGCUGCUUCCUGCUGCACAGUAGKCGUAAAGCCUCUCUUGCAUCUUCGACGAAAGCAAGAAUGUCGCAGUUUAUGGAUUCUAAUUCCAUGCCUAUGCAAAUUGAAAAUUUGAAAGAGAAGAUGCAGGAGGUSGUACCGGAACCUGUAAAAGUUUUUCCUUGGAAGGAAGCAGAGAAGAUGCUGCUGGAGAGGCUACUUUUUAUGGGGAAGGAGGCAUCGAAGUGGUCUCUUCUCGUGUUCUUUGUUUUUAGCUCUUUAUCAGAUUUUGUAGCUUCCAUAUUUAGAAACCAAGAGUUACUGAUUCCCAUUGGCCUCUUUGUUGGUGUGUUACUGACUGACCUUCUAAAAGAGAUUUCUCAAGAAGUGUUUGGCAACUCUGAGGAAUCAAGCUUCAAGAAGCAACUUUUCGCUCUCGGUUCCGUUUUUGUUCUUGUCAAGCUAAUUGCUUAUGGUUUUGCAACGCAAGCACAAGCAUUUCCUUUGCAUGUUGCAAAUGGUGGGUUAAUGCAAGUUUUGUGGCUGUGGAGAAAUCGAUCAAGGGAAAGAAAUCGACCAAACGAACAGAGCCCUUUUGUAGUCCAAGGUACUUCUUAAACAUGGACAAUUAAGAUCGUUUUGGAUGUCUAAAUUUGCUUCCAUGAAGAUUUGGUCAUCAUGUAUGGAAGGAAAAUACAACAUUAUGAGAUGUAUCCUGACCUUGUGUUUAUCAUUCGAGCCACAUCGGUGAGCCCGGCCGUGUAUGAGUGUAGGUUGUAUACAAAACUUUUGCACUGAGACGUAAUGCAGUCUAGAUAUGUAUUGUGUAUCAGGUUCAUAAUUUGAUAAUGAGCAGUGUUUAGGUGCUGUAUUCCUUUUACCAUGCCUCUUUUUGGACAAUUUUUGUCCAAAUUGUGUAAGGGCGCUUUCUUUCACAAAUUUUCAUUCAUUUGCAGAGUUGCAUUUGAGUUUCUGUAGACUGGCAUUUUGCAAUUGAGUCAAGUAGUGAAAGAAUAAAAUGAGAAAAA